Messenger RNA from Triplophysa rosa, 2123 nucleotides. RefSeq names its product phosphoinositide-3-kinase interacting protein 1 (gene pik3ip1). Gene Ontology annotation, molecular function: signaling receptor binding; endopeptidase activity. NCBI's taxonomy places the organism in Eukaryota, Metazoa, Chordata, Actinopteri, Cypriniformes, Nemacheilidae. The transcript has 6 exons. The record is from RefSeq and is a predicted model, not a curated record. Bases 181 to 975 code for a protein of 264 amino acids.
CCAUCAAACCACACAGCGGCUGUUUACCAACUCACAGGCAGAGUCGAAACGCGAAAACAAGAGCUCGUCUGGAGGGCAGUGUGGCUGGAUUCAUCACAGGCUCUUUCAUAAAAACAGACAUUUCGGUUCUUCAUGAAUAAUUGCUCAUCUUAACUCUCCAACAUCGACAAAUUAAACAAAAUGUUCCGACUGGUUCACGUUUUGUUUUUGUUUGGCUCUGUGUCGAUGGGCUGUGCAUUUGUUGUUAAAGAAUGCAUAACAUCCGAUGGAAAAGACUACAGAGGAAGACAACAGUAUUCAUUCACAGGGAAGAUCUGCCUUAACUGGAACAAGAUCAAUCUCACGUUUAAAGACUUAGAUACAGGUGUCGGUGACCACAAUUUCUGCCGCAACCCAGAUGGCUCAGAGAAGCCCUGGUGCUAUGUGUCGGAGUUUAAUGGAGUAGGCCAAAAAGAAGCAUGUGACGUCACAAUAUGCCAAGGGCAAAACUCCACAGAAGCCACGGCUACAGAGGAGUCUGUUCCCACUCCAGCCCCUAGUCAAAGGAUGGAGGAGACCUUUGAACCCGCAAACCCCUUUCCCUCGCCGGUGGAGGGUGCGGCAGUGCAGCCAGUCAAGGGAGUCCAACAACAAGUCAGAACAGGACCAAAGACCAAAAAAGACCUUGGGACUAUUGGUUAUGUCCUCGCUGUUCUCAUGAUGGCCAUCAUCAUUCUUCUCGGAGGUGGGAUCACAGUGGGGUACUUCUACAAACGGGGUCUUGAUCUUAAGAAACAUCACGACCAGCGCGUUUACGAGCGAGAGAUGCAUCGCAUCACUCUCCCUCUCUCCGCCUUCGCCAACCCCACAUGCGAGCUGGUGGAUGAGAACACCAUCGUCAUCACGGCUGAAUCCAACAACCAGACCCCCAUGCAGGAGCUCGCGGAGGGGAGAGACCCACUUAUGGGUCCAGCAGCAGGGACCCCCGGAGCAUGAGAGAGGAAGUGAAUGAUCGCCUGGACAGGCUUUGUUAAGACACUUCUAUGCAGGACUGCAGAAUCUCAGAGGAUCAAACCUCAUGUCCACUUUCUGUUUCUAAGCUCUAUUUCUUUGCCCUGCCUUUACAGCCUGGUUUCUUAGUAGGUAGGGCAUAUUCCUCUCGAGGGAGCCGUGGAAUGAUUUUAUCCCUGGAUAGUGUCCUCAUUUCCUCAAUGGAACUGUUGGGGAAAGUAGGAUGCUUGGAUGAAUUGGACAGAGCGUGAAAAGGUGGUUUUGUGUAAAUGUGCAUGUCAGGGACAUGAGAAUAAAACAGAGAAUAAAAUGCAAGUUUUAAGUGCAUUAAAGUUUUCAUCUUUAUCACAGAGCAUGAAUACUGAAUAUGACAGGGCAAAGGUCCUGUUCACUACUAUGUAUCAGAUCAUCUGCCGAUAUGCUUUUUAAAAGAGGAGACAAUCCAUUCUUUCCCUCCUUUUGUCAAUGCAAUUGAGAUGGACAGAAUAGUGUUACUGAACAUGAAAUUAUGUACUGAUGCUGUAGAACCGCUCUUACUAUAUGUCGAGCUGUGCAUUGAUAAGCAGUCGUUGUUGUUUCCUUUAAAAGCACUUUCUCAGAGUUGCAUAUGCUAGGAGAAGAUUUUUGGCUUUUGAGAGUAGGUCGAAACUUACAUUUCCAGCUAUAUUGUCUCGGUCAAUCACAUUUUAAUGUAUCAUCGCUUCUGUGGUUCGUAUGAAGUGUGUUGAGAAGUGAAUGAGAUCUCAGUUGACCAAUCAGAAGAGGUCUGUCAUGGGGCCUUUGGGUAAAUGUUGUAUGUUCCUCUGUCCUAUUAAGACCUCUGUGUAUGGUCUGGAAUAAUGUUCUCCAGGACGGAGUGCAAGAGGUGUUGAGAAAAGAGAUAUUUUAACACCCAAUUAAAAGUUUUUUUUCCCCAUUUUGGGUGGAAUGUAGUUUAUGCAUUUAAUGUCAAGGAACAGUUUGAAAAUCGUUGUAUAUUUAGAUUUUUAGUUUCUUAUAUGCAUUUUUUUCCGUUGAUUACAUUGGACUGUACUAUUGUUACUGCUCAUGUUUCCAAAACUUGCAUUAUGUUUGGCAGAUUUAACUGCUGUGAAAUAAAACCUGUUGUUUGAAAAUUGUUGUUGCCCUUGACA